Striga hermonthica is the source of this 1710-nucleotide messenger RNA. Lineage: Eukaryota; Viridiplantae; Streptophyta; Magnoliopsida; Lamiales; Orobanchaceae. The record is from the annotation of a GenBank genome assembly.
AUGAUCUCCACUCUCAAAACAUAUUUCGGUUUCUCAAAUUUCCGGCCGUACCAGAAAGCAAUAGUUGAGAACAUUCUGCGAGGAAAAGACUGUUUAGUGGUCAUGACCACUGGAAGUGGCAAGUCUCUGAGCUAUCAGGUGCCACCAUUGAUUACAAGAAAGACCGCUGUGGUCAUAAGCCCACUUAUAUCGUUAAUGCAAGACCAGGUAAUGGCGUUGAAACAAAGGGGUAUACGUGCCGAAAAUCUUUCUAGUGCUCAGUCUGAUUCUAAUGUGUAUGCAAAUGCUGAACGUGGUCGGUACGAUAUUUUGUACAUGACCCCAGAGAAGGCAUGCCUGCUAGGUGCCAGUUUCUGGUCAAGAUUACUGGAUUCAGGAGUUUGCCUAUUAGCUGUUGAUGAAGCACAUUGCAUAUCAGAGUGGGGUCACAACUUCAGGGUGGAAUAUAAGCAAUUAGACAAACUGCGCGAUGUUCUCUUAGAUGUGCCAUUUGUUGGACUGACAGCAACUGCGACACAGAAGGUUCGUGAUGACAUUAUAAAGUCGUUGAAGAUGAAUUCUCCGCAUGUAACCAUUGGUUCAUUCGAUCGCCCGAACCUCUUCUACAGUGUCAAAAGUUUUGAUCGGGGUAAUGCUUUUAUGAACGAGCUAGUGAAAGAAAUAUCUACAUGUAUCGACAAAGGAGGUUCAACCAUUGUAUACUGUACAACUGUCAAAGAUGUUGAAGAGAUUUUUAGGUCCCUCAAGGAAGCAGGAAUUGAGGCUGGAAUGUACCAUGGUCAAAUGUCAAAUAAAGCCCGCGAGGACUCCCACAGAUCAUUCAGCAGAGACGACUUAUAUGUCAUGGUUGCAACUAUAGCUUUUGGCAUGGGCAUUGACAAGUCUAAUAUAAGACAUGUGAUACACUACGGAUGCCCAAAGAGCUUGGAAUCAUAUUAUCAGGAAAGUGGACGUUGUGGCAGAGACGGGAUUCCUUCAUUCUGCCAGCUAUAUUACACGAGAAGUGACUUUGCAAAGGCUGACUUCUACUGUGCAGACGCACAAACACCGGAUCAAAGAAAAGCAAUAAUGGAGUCAUUUGCGGCUGCACAAAGGUAUUGUAUGCUGACAACUUGCAGAAGAAAGUUUUUGCUGGAAUACUUUGGAGAGAAAUACUCAUCUGAUAGCUGCGGAACAUGUGAUAAUUGCACCAACUCAAAGAAAGAGAGUGACUUGUCCAGAGAGGCGUUCCUUCUAAUGGCUUGUAUUCAAUUAUGUGGGGGACACUGGGGUCUCAAUUUGCCUGUAGCUGUUCUUCGUGGAUCUAGAUCCAAGAAAAUUGUUGAUGCUAAUUUGGAUAAAAUUCCAUUUCACGGACAUGGUAAAGACAUGCCAGCUAAUUGGUGGAAGGCACUAGCUUAUCAGUUAAUUUCUCAAGUUCCUGUGCAAACAAAUACUGAACGAGACAUUUGUUCUUUGUGUACCAGAGUUGGUCCAAAAGGGAUGAAAUUUUUGAAUUCCUGCAGUCCUGAUUAUCAACCUCCUUUAUAUCUGAUCCUGACUCCAGAACUUGAGAUUGACAAUACAAGCAAAGAUGCAGUCGGCUAUAGAAUUGUCAAUGGUUUGCCACAGGCUGAAUCUUAUGGAUUAUCUAAGGCUGAGGAUCAGCUUUACAAAUUGCUUGUUGAAGAGAGAAGGAAGCUUGCGAGAAACCAUGGAACUGCUCCGUGA